Thelazia callipaeda (thelaziosis nematode) is the source of this 1590-nucleotide messenger RNA. NCBI's taxonomy places the organism in Eukaryota, Metazoa, Nematoda, Chromadorea, Rhabditida, Thelaziidae. The record is from the annotation of a GenBank genome assembly.
AUGUUUGAAGUUUCUAUAUUACGUACAAAAAAUUCAGCCUGGCUAUUUCAGCCAAUAUCAGUAUCACUUCUACCACUUAUUUUAAUUUACAUUUUUUACGACUGUUACUGGAAAAGGCGAAAUCUUCCACCAGGUCCAAUGCCAUGGCUAAUUUUGGGCAAUAUUUUUUAUUUUUUGUUUUACAAAUCAGUCGAUGACAUGUUUCUUGCUUGGAAACAGAAGUAUGGUAGUUUGAUUACAUUUUGGGUAGGACCAAUACCCAUGAUAAUAGUUUCUGACGUGGAAACAAUGCGUGAAUAUUUUGUGCGCAAUGCAGAGCAUUUUAGUAAUCGAUGGCCAAAUUAUGCAUCGCAUUUUUUUUUGGGUGGUGAAAAUGGUGUGAUUCAUAUUGACGGUGAAAAGUGGAAGCAGCAAAGACGUUUUGCACUACGUGUUUUUCGCGAUUUUGGUGUUGGUAGAACAAUAAUAGAGGAACGAAUUAUGAAAGAAGUUGACUUUCUUAUAAAUUAUUUGGAGGAAAAAUGUACUGAGCAAGAGAUUGAUUUAAAUUCAAUGCAUGCCAUUUGUGUGGGCAAUAUUAUCACUAGUAUCUUGUUCGGUUAUCGUUUUCCACAGGAUUGGAAUUUAAAUUUUCUUUUCAAGGGUAGUGCAGAAUUCAAGCUCAUCAAUUCCAUAAUAAGUUCUCAAUCUCAAAUGGUAAUGCAUCCAUUGAUGGCUUUAUACAUCAUCUUGCCAUCAACCACACAUAUACCAGUCAUUAAUUAUGUCUGGAAAAAUUUUGAAAAUUUCCGAAAUAGACUUUGGAAAUUUGUUUUUGAAGAAGUGCAGGUACAACAAAAACACAAAGAAAUACAUAGCAGUGAAGAACAGCUUCCCGAAGUGAUGGAUUUCACUCACUCCUAUUUGUCGGAAAUUGAACGUAGGAAAGCAGUCGGUGAAGGCAUUCAGUAUUUCGAUGAAUGGCAGUUAUCAAUGCUUCUGUUGGAUUUGUUUUUUGCUGGAAUGGAAACAACAACCACAACAUUAAAAUGGGGAUUCCUUCUAACAAUGAUUCAUCCUGAUGUUCAAACAAAAGUUCAAAAUGAAUUAGAUCAAAUCGGAGAGAGGAUCACACUUGCUGAUAAAUCAAACUGUCCUUACACAGUGGCAACUCUUCAUGAAAUUCAACGUGUGGCAAAUAUUUUAACUUUCAACUUAUUGCACACAACAGCUGACAAUGUUGUUGUGGGGAAGUAUUUUUAUCCAGCAGGAACAAUUUGUAUUCCACAAAUCUCCAUUGCUUUAAAUGACCCAGUGAACUUUCCUAAGCCACAUGAAUUCUGUCCUGAACGUUUUUUAGAAUCUGAUGGAAUUACUUUGAAGAAAUACGAUGCAUUUAUACCAUUUUCUAUUGGCAAGCGACAGUGCUUGGGUGAAUCGUUGGCAAAAGCUGAGUUGUUCCUUAUUUAUGCGAACUUAAUGAGACAUUUUCAACUUCAUACUACGCUGAACAAUCCAAACCCGUCAACAAAACGAAUUUUUGGCCUGACCGUUUCACCACCACCAUUCAAAUGCCAUGUGAAAAAAAGAACCAGUGAUUUUAUGAAAUAA